Messenger RNA from Girardinichthys multiradiatus, 1786 nucleotides. RefSeq names its product hes related family bHLH transcription factor with YRPW motif like (gene heyl). Lineage: Eukaryota; Metazoa; Chordata; Actinopteri; Cyprinodontiformes; Goodeidae. Gene Ontology annotation, cellular component: nucleus. The record is from RefSeq and is a predicted model, not a curated record. Gene Ontology annotation, biological process: circulatory system development; anterior/posterior pattern specification; regulation of neurogenesis. The transcript is spliced from 5 exons. The coding region runs from base 431 to 1402 and encodes 323 amino acids. Gene Ontology annotation, molecular function: DNA-binding transcription factor activity, RNA polymerase II-specific; RNA polymerase II cis-regulatory region sequence-specific DNA binding; protein dimerization activity.
GCAACCCUGCCCCAAACUGCCAAAGUCCUACUUUGUCAUUGGGUCGCUGUGACAGAGAGAGCAAGCCAAGAGAGACAUAAGAGAGGACAAGACUACGAUUGGAUGCCACUGAUUGUGUAAAAAGGCUAAAGCAGCUUGUGAGUAUUCUUACUUGUCAUGGCCCCUUGGGGGUUGCUCAAGAAGACGAGCUCUGAGGGCACAUGAAGGAACGACGACUCGAGAAGAAGUAAACACAAGUGACAAGAAGUAACGUAGGAAAACAAAGCUUUUACAAUUGACAGCGCAAAAGAGUCACACGGGGACAACACUCUUCGGUGUCCCAGUGCCUCCACUGAGAAAGAGACAGCGGUUACUGACUCAUCCAUCAAUACACCAUUCCAUCCGUCAUCAUCAUCUGUCCAACGAAGGGGUGAAAGGCUAAAGAAAAACAAUGAAGAGACCUCACGACUACAGCUCACCAGACUCGGACACAGACGAGUUCAUCGACGUGGGGCAAGAAGACAGCUACUGCCCUGUCACUGGGUCCAUGUCUCCAGGCAGUGCCUCGCAGAUUCUGGCACGGAAGAAGAGAAGAGGGAUCAUAGAGAAAAGGCGCAGAGACCGGAUCAACCACAGUCUGUCAGAGCUGCGCAGACUGGUGCCAAGUGCUUUUGAGAAACAGGGUUCUUCUAAAUUGGAAAAGGCAGAAAUUCUGCAGAUGACAGUGGACCAUCUCAAACUGUUACAUGCUAUGGGAGGAAAAGGGUACUUUGAUGCAAGAGCUCUGGCAGUUGACUACAGGACCCUGGGUUUCAGGGAGUGUGUUGGAGAGGUUGUGCGGUACCUAAGCUCACUGGAGGGGGAGUCUCCGGACCCUUUAGGAGCCCGCCUCGUUUCCCACCUCUCCCACUGCGCUAGUGAGCUGGACCCUCUCCUCCUACAGUCGUUCCCUGCCUCUGCCUUGCCCUUCCCACCUUGGCCGUGGACCUCCUUCCCACCAAUUGCCCCUGCAUCACCGGCCCCCUCCCCGCCAUCUUUCCCGAACGGGCGGAGGGAUCUCACCCUGCUCGGGAGCUACCCGUCAUCUGCCUCGCUGCGUCUUGCCCCCCUGGCUGGCUGUCAGCAGGGUGCCCCGCAACUCCUUGGGCGGACAGCUCUGGCCUCCAUCCACAGAGUGGCCUCCCUCCCAUCAUCUCCUGCUCUGGGCCCCUCCGGGCCGAACCAGUCAUCCCCUCACAGCACCACCUGUGCUUCACCUCUACCUCUCCCCACUGCUUCCUCUUCUUCUCCUUCUUCCUCCUCUUCCACUUCCUCAUCUUUCCGGCCUUUCGCCCCUCUGGGCUCUCCAAUAGCCCAGCGCAGGAGCUUAAGUGGAGCAUCCAAGGUGCCACAGGGGUGGGGAACGGAGAUCGGAGCGUUUUGAAGACCAUCUUUAACAAACAAACUCUCUAAAGUGGACACGGACCUUACAUUUGCACCAUGUAGCAAAUACGUAUGAGCAUUGUCUCUUUUAUGGGACUCUAAAAGCCAUAUCAGAUGAUGAGUGAAGUUUUAGAUUCUUACAAUCAUAUAUGAAGGAAUGUGAAGGAAUUUCUUAAUUGUAUCUAUGUUCUUGUCUGACAAAUACACACAUAGUGUCCUGCAGAGCCAUAUACAGGAUUUCUUUCUCAAGAAAGGAUGAGUUUUGACUGAACUUUGAGCUGUGAUAUUUCCCUGUUCUAAAACAUUUAUUACAUUUGAUUACAUUUUUCCUUUCCAGAGAAUGUUUGACAAAAACGUCUAUAAAGUUUAAGUGCCUUCACCCUUG